GGUCAAUAUGGUCAAUCGUGUGUUUGAUUGGAGAAGCAAGGUGUUGUCAGGAAUUCUUCUUAACAAAGGGUGCAGUUAAGACAACGUACAGAAUCACCACACCAGAAGCUUGAAUAGUGGUGCUGUGACGUGGAGAACACUUGGUUUAUCAAGUCAACUGGCAUUACAGGUGUGGGAGCUCCUUUUUUGAGGGUGAACUAGAGGUGAUUACACUUAUUUAAAUGUUCUCUCUUUAAGCUUCUCAGUACUUUGAGCAAAAAAAUUCUAUUGAUUAACAAGCCCUAAUGUUCAAAUUCAUGGUGGGUCAUCAAACGUUGCCAUUGUUUAUUGAAAGGUAGCAAAAGUUGUUGCUUCUUUGUGAGGCGCUUAGCUCUAGUGAAAAGAUAGUACUUGUGUUCUCCUUGUCAAAUGGCUUGCCGGAUAGAUAAAAACACCAGUCGAGUCUUCUAGUCGCCAAACAAGGGAGAUUUUCUUGGCAAGCAAAGAAAAAUACUAAAUUGAUAUUAGACAUAAGGUUAGGAUCAUGAGCAAAAUCAAAUACUUUUAAUGGUUUGAGGUUUUUACACCAGGGGCUCAUCUAAUCAUUUCUUUAAUCAUUUCUUUUUAUUGUCUUGGUAUUCGCUCUUAUUUUCACUGUUUUCCUGUUUUUUUUUUAAGACCCUUACUGCUUGCUUCUAAAAUGACUUACAAAUAAUGGUUAUGCAUGAUUGAUUGGACCAUUAACACUAUAGUCACACGAAAGCCUUUUUUGUUGGUAUAAAAAAGUGGCUCGAUAGGAUUAAUUUUCCAGGGUCAAUACCUCCAAAGUUUGAGCAUAAACUAUGUCGCCAUAAACAAAGAUAUGGACAAAUUACCACCAACGUUAUAUCAAGCAGGGGCAGCCAACGAGAAUACAGUUCAAAACCACUUAAACAUAGCAUUGUUGAACGUAUUUUAGUAUUUAAACGGUAGAUAUAGGCAUAUUUUUAUCCCUUGAAAAUUUUUCAUCUGUUCGGAAUCCUUAGCUGAACGUCUAGUACUCCGAAAAUUAUAGGGAUCAAAACUUGCCUUUUCGAAAAUUUCAGCCCGAAAAAAGGCUCCCGAAAAUUCUAGGUCACCUUUUUAGGGUAAAAAUCCGUUAAAAAUGGGCAAUUAUACCAUUUUUUAGAUGUUCGAAAAUCCUAGGAGAGGCAGGCAAGCGAAGAAUUUUACAAUAAAUGUUCGGAAAAUUCUAGAUCUCCAAUCGUCUUCCGAACAGAUAUUUUCCGAAAAUUGACGUUGGGUGCCCCUGGUUAUAUUGCAGAAAGAUGAAAAUUUGUUAUGAUAUGGGUUGCAAUGACAUCGGAUUUGUCAUAGCAACGAAAUGACACCAUUCCCUAUUUUACUUACAGCAGUAUUUCUCGUCACUGGCAACUGUUCUUCCAAAAUCGUUCCUCCAAAAGCCGCCUCAAUGUUAGUGAAGUUUAAGCGAAAUCUGUAAGAGCGUUAUCGAGAUAACGAAAUUAUGUGUUUACAAGUGAGAGCCUCUCAUUAUUCAGGGCUAUUGUCUCCAAGUUUCAUAUUUUCGCGCACAACGACAGCUAGCAUAUUUCAAAUGCAAAUUUAAAAUGCCUUGUUAGUUACUGCUGUUCACGACGUGAAUAUGAUACUUGGAGACAAUAUCCUUAAAUAUUGAGAGGCUUUCACUUGAAAAGACGAAACUUCAGAUAACAAAUUAUCGAAUUGUAGCCUUUAUUUUACUGCCUUACAAUACAUCAAUAAUCUUGAAACUAAGAGGUCGUAUAAAAGGACGGUUGAUCUCGAUUCUUAAUUUUUUUUAAAAAAAUCUAUCGAACCGUUAAAAAAUUAUUUGCUAAUUUGUUAGAGUACGCCGAAAUGUUUACAGAACCGCUAACAAGACACACUGACAAGAGUGCCUCGAUACAUACUAUAAAUCAUAACGUUCUUUCCAGCAAUCGGCUGGAGCUAUCUCCAUGAUCUUUCACACGUUUUCAAAAAGAUUGAAACUGCCUGUCAAAAGCGCUUCGUUUUCUACAGAUAACAAUCGAACAUCAGGAUUGUCCAUUUUUUACCGUAUUUCUAGCCAUAAAGACUUCUUCCCAAAAUAUCUUGAUAACUCUAUAACAGAUUUCGCUUAAACUUCACGAACAUCGAGGCGGCUAUUGGAGGAGAAAAAACUCCCGUGAACGAUUUUGGAAUAACAGUUGCCAGUGACGAGAAAUACUGCUGCAAGUAAAAUAGGUAAUGGCGUCAUUUCGUUGCUAUGACAACUCCGAUCACAGUCAUUGCAACUCAUAUCAUAACAAAUUUUCAUCUUUAUAUAAUGCAUGCAACUAUGGUGGCAAUUUUUCCAAAUCUUUGUUUAUGGCGACGUAGCUUAUGCUCAAACUUAGGGGAGGUAUUGACACUGAAAAACUGUAUCGAGCAUCCUUAAAAGUUGCCAACUUCAAAAAUCAACCUUUUUCGCAGCAAAAUAAAAUCAGAGCAACCAAAGUAGACUCAAAGUAACAAAUCUAGUCAUCGCGAAAUCUUUUUAAAAUAUAAACAAACUACAUCAGAAAGACGAAAGACAAGAAGUAUUAUUUCAUCCAAGUGAAAAAAGAAAACGAAGAAAGUAAAGUGAAUCAAGAAACACUCAUAAUAGUUCCGCCAUAAAAACGUCCACUUCAUUUUUUAAGCAAAACAUUUUAUUGCACUGUAUAGAAGCGUUUGUUUGGGGGGAAGGGUGGGAACGAACCGAGUAGCUUGAACUAUACUUCUUAUAAGCUCAUUUAUAGUAAGGGACUCCAAGCCACAAAAUUACUUGAUGCAAAGGGUACUGUUCCCUGCAAUGUUGUUUCCUAGUUUCGCUAGGAAAUAAGGUUAAUUUCCUUGAGGAAGGUAAUGUGAAUAAAAAAUCGGAAAAAAAAAACUUGGGCAAAGCGAAGUGAUAAUUAUAACAAUCCUUACUGACUCCGCUCCGGCUUAGAAUUCUUACAAGACACAUGUUAUUUACCAUAGAUUAAGAUAAGAGGACAAGAAAAUUAAGUAAUUGGUUUGAGCCAAAAAAUUAAAGGAACCGGGAUAUUUUCCGGUUAGCCCCGAAUACUAUUUGACUUCAUUUUGAUAACUAAAAGGAGGAGCAGGGAGAGGAGAACUGAGCCUGGUAAAUUAUCCAUAGUUACGUUUCAGUUCAGUUUAGUUUCUACUCAGCUUUCUUGGAGUAUUCUUCUGACAGCAAAGAAAAGAAGAAAAAUGUCCUCAGGUCUUUUAGGUGAUCAGGAAUAUCGUGCCAGAGAUCUAUCGCCUGAAAUGGCAGUUUAAAACACGACAAUUAUUACAGAAAUUUUAAACAUGAUAAACGUUUCGUUGCAGCUAGCCAUUCACGUGGUACAAAACCGCCAUGCCGGAGAGCAAAAAUUGCACUAGGACAAAAAAGACAUACAUAAUUUUAAAUGACAAUUUCCUUUGUUUGUCUUGUCCCAGUGCGACUUUUGCUCUCCUGCAAGGCGGUUUUGUACCACAACAUUUUGCAUAAGGGCCUAUUUAGGGCCUGUUUACAUGGAGGUGGGGGACCCCAGGUAGGUGAGGUAACCAGCUUAGGUGGGGUAACCCGCCUGUCCAUAUGAUCUCUCAUUUUAAUUUGAUCACGUUUACAUGAUAGGUGGGGUGACCCGCCAAGGCGGGUAGCCAUGAAGAUGGGGGAUCCCAGGUAGGUGAGGUAACAUGUGUCAAGUUACCCCACCUAAAAUGUAAACGUGAUCACAUUAAAAUGAGAGAUUAUUUGGACAGGCGGGUUACCCCACCUAAGCGGUUUAUCUCACCUAUCUGCCCCCCCACCCCCUCCAUGUAAACAGGCCCUUAAGUUUCAUUUUCCAAUACUCAAGGGACGAUUGUUACUCCCAAGAGAAAAAUGAAAACAAUGUUUAUACAAAAUUUUGUGGGAAAAACAAUUGCCUUAUUGGGAACGUGUGCGUCUUACUGAACAUAGCUGUACUGAUUUCCUGAUUGACUAGUCACACAUCCUACAUAAUAGAGUUACGUACCCCUGCGCACUUAGAAGGUACAAUAAGCAUACUUAUAAUUCAUCGUUAUUCAUCUUUCAAUGAAAAGAGGCGACAGAAUAUAUAGCUGGCUUUAUCUACUGGCAGAAGAAUGUAGGUCACUUUUGAUUUAAUUUUCCCUUUAGUUACAGCUACAAAAAUGUACCAGUCAAGUUCAGACGGCAUGAGAAAGAUGGAUAAAAUGGCUCUCUGUCUUAUGUUCCUCUGUGCAAAUCUCUUCGCGUUUAAUGCUGCCAAUCCCGGAUAUGAAGAUACAGAUGACGAUAAUGGUGGACACUCUACCGAGUUCAGACCCAUGGGGUACGAAUGGAACAUCGCAGAACUCGAAUACGGCCCUGACAUGCUCAAAAAAAUUUACUCGCUCAGCAAAAAACGGUCUGCCUUCCCGAUUGGUAUCAGGGCCAUCGGUAAAAAAGGAGAGAAAGUUGAAUUUGAUGCUGAAUUUUACAAGUUCUACAAAGCUUUACCUGAAGUUCUGAAAACCUUGCAAGCACGCCUUGAAAGCGUUUUGAAUGACAACGGUAUUAUUGGAGUUGUGACUGGAAGGAUCAAGAGUUUGUCAUCACUGUCGACGAAGAUGGAAAAAGACGGAAUAACGGACUAUCGCAAAAUAACGGACAUUGUAGGCGCCCGAGUUACUUUUCAAACCAUUGAUGAUAUUUUAAAGUUCAAGAAGGCAUAUGUUGAAGCGUUCAACAACACUGUAAACGAGAUCCGAUGCUAUGGUAUUUGUGGACCAGCGAUUGGCAGCGUCGAUCAACGCGAAAAAAUUUACUGGCCCUGGAAAAGUUCCGGCUAUCGUCGUCUUCAUUUCAAGGUGUUUUGCUAUGUAUUUUAAGGUGACAGCCUGGUUAAAAGCUUGUUUUCAGUUUAUUCCUGCCCUUUUUCUUAAAUAUCUUGCCAAGAUUUCAUUCAAUCAAAAAUGACUCCAUUAAGUUGGAGCCCUUGGUUCAAUAACUCUUUGAGAAUUUUUGGAUGAUUUUUCGAAUGUUUUUAAUGUAUACAAAGUAGGGGCGAUGUUGAAAAUUUUAAAAAUUGGAAAAUGUUGGAUUUGGGGUUGUUAAAGAUUAAAAUAAAAAAGUGAAUGAUUAGUUGCCAAAUAACAGAUAGCCCACCACCACAACAAGAUGCCUCUGAUCCCAUUAGCGGACUAACUGAAUUAUGUGUACACCUUUCCUGCCAUAAUUAUUUCCUUCCUAAAUUAACAUCAUCACCAGGAUGCCGCCUUAAUGUAUCCUUUACUUAGAAAAUAAGGGUCAUCUUGCAAUUCUUAUUAAUUUAUUUUUUUUCCUCUCCUUUGCCUCUCUGACCGAGGAGAAAUGGUGACUGGUAAGAGGUAACACUAUACCCAGUAACAAUACUAUAGGUGUAUGCAAAUCAAUGUGUGGGCUUGAGCGGAAAUCUUGCCCCAUUCGUCACUAAAAGCCUGCACACCAUGAGUUAUUCAAAAUUUGGAUCACUUAUCCACUGGAUAGUGAUUUAUAGGGUGGAUAGCGCUGUCCAACUUUGCAACAAUUUGUGCCAGCUCCCUUAACUUUAAACCUUUUUCAUAAACUGAAUCUCAGGCUGCUCAAUUGAACUUCCAAGCCGCAAAGCGGCCUGGAAAUGUCUGAGUUUGUUUUAUAAUUAAUAUGUUUUCACUUUUAAAGGUAGCACUCCCAGAGGUUGAUACAGCAGGAGAGGUUCAAAUGGGAACACCAUACAUGACGCUCUGGGCAGACUGGGAACAUGACGUAGUUUACAAAGGGCCUGCACGCUUUACAGAGAACGAGAAUGUCAAGAAGUAUGCUCAGAGGUUGGCCAAAUACUACAUGAUGCUUGAUGAUAUACGAAAUGAAAUGCUUCCAUCAUGUCCCCAAAUUUUGCAGGAAAGUUUGAAAGAGUCCGAUUCUUCUCUUAAUGAGUGCUUAUUCUGGAAUGACCUUCGCACAAAUAUGUAGUAAAAACUGUAAUCUUCUGGUGUUGGCUCCUGGUGUUACUAAUAUGAAAAAUACAAUUUAGCUAACAUACAUGUAACUCGCUGAGUAAAAUAAAUUAUCUGCAACAAUGAUCGGAUAGAACAGGGGUACCCAACGGCAAUUUUCGGGAAAACAUCUGUUCGGAAGACGAUUUGAGAACUAGAAUUUUCGGAACAUUUGUUGUAAAAUUCCUUGCUUGCCUGCCUCUCCUAGGAUUUUCGAACAUCUGCAAAAUGGUAUAAUUACCCAUUUUAAACGGAUAUUUACCCUAAAAAAGGCCACCUAGAAUUUUUGGGAGCCUUUUCCUGGCAGAAAUUUUCGAAAAGGUUAGUUUUCAUCCCUAUAAUUUUCGGAUCACUAGACUUUCAGCUAGGAAAUCCGAACAGAUGAAAAGUUUUUAGGGGAUAAAAAUAUACCUAUAUCUACCGUUUAAAUACUAAAAUACGUUUUAACAAUGCUGUGUUAAGUGGUUUUGAACCAUAUCCUCGUUGGGUGCCCCUGAUAGAAGUGGAUUUAGUUUUGUAAAUGAUAACCCCUGGAUCGUGAGUACACAGCGUGGUACAACCACAUGAUGAAAAAUGGCUUUCCUACCGACAGAAAAAUUAAGGGGGGUUCAUGUCUAAAGGUGUAAUUAUGGAGAGCGAUCGAUUUGCAAAUUUACCGUAGAUGAAUAGGCGCUUUCAGUUGCAGCAUGCUAUUCAUCACGUGUGUUGCAAUACGCUAUUGCAUAUUCACAGCCUCGUACCCAGGCCUGUUCGCGCUAUCCGAGUGACCAGAGGAGGCUUGGAACCAAGCGCGAUAGCCCGAGGCGAAUUUUCCCGACAAGCUUGACAGGUGACGUCACAUCCGAAAUCGCCGAGGACGACUGGGAACGAGGCUGGCAUAUUCAAUUAGCCGACGAUUGUUUAGAUCGUUAUUCCCAAGACGGACCAUUCUUUGUUCACAUUCAGUUAGCUGUAGAUCACGCUUAAAGUUAUUAUUCAUUGUGCAGUCUAACUUUGUAGUGAGAACCGUUAGGACGCUGAAUAAACUCCGCUCGUCAAAAGUUGUCUUGUCAAUAUAUUUCUUCAUGCUGGAAGCAGAAAGUACAUGAGGAAACA
Porites evermanni is the source of this 7080-nucleotide messenger RNA. The record is from the annotation of a GenBank genome assembly. NCBI's taxonomy places the organism in Eukaryota, Metazoa, Cnidaria, Anthozoa, Scleractinia, Poritidae.